AUGGACAAGGAAUCUGCCAAACAUGGCAGAGCAUUGUCUUUCUGGAAGAACUUGUCAUGGAAAAUAGGCAGCAGCAAAAGGAAGAAUAAUUUAAAGGUUUUCACAUACCACGAACUAUCUGUUGCAACUGAUGACUUCAAUCCUUCCUGCUCCGUCGGAGUAGGUGGGUUCAGAAAGGUUUACAAAGGAUUCAUUGAGAGCAUUGAUCAGCAUGUUGCUGUUAAGCAGCUUGACAGGAAUGGAAGGCAAGGAAACAAGGAAUUCUUUUCAGAGGUUAAUACAUUAAGUAUGGUUCAAUAUCCAAAUCUUGUCAAAUUGAUUGGCUAUUGUGUAGAUGGUGAUCAAAGACUCUUAGUUUAUGAAUUCAUUCCCAAGGAAAGUUUGGAGACUCACCUUCUUGAUUUACCUCCAGGAAGAAAACCUUUGGACUGGACUUCUAGGAUGAAAAUAGCAACAGGAGUAGCACAAAGAUUGGAACAUUUGCACGAUACGGUGGAUCCUCAAAUCAUUUAUCGAGAUUUCAAAGCAUCAAACAUAUUGUUAGACGCAAAUUUCAAUGCGAAACUCUCUGAUUUUGGAUUUGCUAAGUUGGGUCCGACAAGAGGAAAGGAUCAUGUGUCUACAAGGGUGAUGGGUACAUAUGGGUACUGUGCUCCUGAAUAUCAAUUAACAGGUCAGCUGACAACAAAGUCUGAUGUCUACUGUUUUGGUGUUUUUUUUCUGGAGACAAUUUCUGGGAAGAGAGUCAUUGACAUGUCAAGACCAACCGAGGAGCAGAACCUAGUGCUUUGGGCAGGACCACUGUUCAAGGACAGAAGUAAAUUUACAGCUAUGGCGGAUCCAUUGCUAGAAGGAAACUACCAGCAAAAGAGUCUAUAUCAAGCUCUAGCAAUUGCAGCAAUGUGUCUCCGAGAGGAAGCUGACACCAGACCUUUGAUGACUGAUGUUGUAACUGCACUUGAGUUUCUUGCGGGGCCAAUUGAGUAG
Messenger RNA from Populus trichocarpa (black cottonwood), 987 nucleotides. Its product is annotated as probable serine/threonine-protein kinase PBL23. The record is from RefSeq and is a predicted model, not a curated record. The transcript has 5 exons. Gene Ontology annotation, biological process: protein phosphorylation. Bases 1 to 987 code for a protein of 328 amino acids. NCBI's taxonomy places the organism in Eukaryota, Viridiplantae, Streptophyta, Magnoliopsida, Malpighiales, Salicaceae. Gene Ontology annotation, molecular function: protein kinase activity; ATP binding.